This is a messenger RNA of Leptinotarsa decemlineata (Colorado potato beetle), 717 nucleotides long. RefSeq lists its product as uncharacterized. Lineage: Eukaryota; Metazoa; Arthropoda; Insecta; Coleoptera; Chrysomelidae. The record is from RefSeq and is a predicted model, not a curated record.
CGGAGGAUGUAAACAAAAAGUAAACACUCAUACACACGGAAGACGUUUCAUAACCUACUUCGGCGUAUAUCCGAUAUACCUUCGAACCUGUCUAACUGUACCUCACAAUUAAAAUUCUGCGAUUGGCAGUUUCAUUUCAGGACACAGUGACCAAAAUAUGAUGUAUGGCUCAGUUUGAAAGUUUCUUUGCCUGACAUCAAUAAUAAUUAGUUGAAGAAAAAAGCGGUCUUCAGGGUUUUUCUUUUACAAGUUCAUAUUCUGAGCUUACUUGCUUUGAGCUAGUCAGAUUAAUAACACAAAUAUGCGAUGGUUUCGCCAACUGAUGAUAUUACUAGUGGUUUUGGCGAUAUUAUUGAAUUUUUGUGAUGGAAGGAAGAGAAAAAAGAACAGUAAGCAGAUGAUUCUGCGACAGAAAGAAACGAAUCCUGUUAAUUUCAUAAGGUUAGCUGUUAUGAGGCUCAUUUACGGAAUAGCGACUAGAAUUGGGCUUGGCGACCAAAUUUCAGAGGCACUAAAUGGGGCUUUUGUACCACCAGGUGUGGACGAUUAUGACUAUGGUGAAGGAUUCGGACUGGAUGAUCAAGACGACUAUGAUUACUGAAGAAAAUCAGCCGAAAAACACAAACCUGAACUUAAUGUAUUUAUUGUUGUUUGUACAUAGUAUUUAUUUUUAUUUAUGAUAUUCAUUAAAAUUACAAAAAAAGAGAUUAUAACUAA